GCAGCUUCCUGCCUGUGAGCCGAGAGGGGUGUGAGGUCGGGCCUGCCGGCUGCCACUGGUCCCCACUUCCUGAGGGGGCCGCGCAGAGCGCAGCGGGCACGCACUCCCCGUCUCGCCUUCGUCCCGGCACACGGCCCUCCCGGGGGGACAGGACACCAUGAAGUGGGAGGCGCUGGUCAUCGCGACCCUCCUGCAGGCUCAGUUCCCACCGGCAGACGCACAGAGCUUCGGCUUGCUGGACCCCAAACUCUGCUACCUGUUGGACGGGAUCCUCUUCAUCUAUGGUAUCAUCAUCACUGCCCUGUUCCUGAGAGCAAAGUUCAGCCAGAGUACGGACACCGUGGUCCAGGCACAGGGGCAGGGCCCAGGUCAGCUCUACAAUGAGCUCAACCUGGGGCGGAAAGAGGAGUAUGACGUGCUGGAUAAGAGACGCGGCCGGGACCCUGAGAUGGGAGGAAAGCAGCAGAGGAGGAAGAACCCACACGAAGGCGUCUACAACGCUCUGCAGCGGGAGAAGAUGGCUGAGGCCUACAGUGAGAUCGGGAUGAAACCCGAGAACCAGCGCCGCCGAGGCAAGGGGCAUGACGGCCUCUACCAGGGGCUCAGCUCGGCCACCAAGGACACCUACGACGCCCUCCACAUGCAGGCACUGCCGCCUCGCUAGCGGCUGGGCGCACGCUCCCAGGCCAGCCCUGCAGACACGGAGAUUGUGAGGCCCAGGACAAACCGUUUCCGACCUGGCUCGCAGCCCUCACCACUGAAGCCUUCCUCUCCCGGAGCAGGACGCUUCGCGCCGUGACCGUUUGGUCCCUUCCACUCCCAGCCCUUCACUCACAGGACUUUGCCUGGUGCGCCGUGAGGGAGAGCGUCCCUGGGCGGUGGCCGGUCCUCCGGGAGCCCAGGGGUCCUCAGUCUUGUCCGGGGACUGUGGCUCCUGCCUGGGGGUGGGGGAGGGUGGGGGAGGGUGGGGGAGGGUGGGCACUGCCCCCAGCCAAGCUUUUUGGUAAAGCCCUGCACAUGCACCCCCACCGAACAGUCCUAACUGUGCUGUCCAUUUACGCUGCUGUAAAUUUGGCUUCUGUUAUCAGCCGUCCAUCCCCCAACCCUACUUGAUAGCUCGUAAUGGGGCCGGGGGCAGCCUCCUCCUGCAAAGGUCUGGCCAAGGGGCUGGGCCGGCAGUGGGAAGGCUCUGGAGCCCCCCUCAGUCGGCGCCCCUCCCAUACCGUGGUCUGGGGCCAGACUCCCUGGGGCUGAAGGAGGAACUCACCCGUCUGCCUUCACGGGGGAGUCUGCCAGGAGUGAACUAGUGUAAAACCCCACGCCGGCACCGAGCGUGACCGGGCGGGGAGGCCAUGGCAGGGCCGAGGCCAUGUGCGUCCUGGGCACUGGUGCCCGUCACACUGAGUUCAGGGCACACCCAUCACCGUGCAGGCCUGCAGGGAAGAGUCCACACCACUUGGGCCCACAGAGACCCUGGAGGACAGGGGCCCAGAUGGACACCCUUCUGCUUGGCCAGGUUGAACUUACGCCGGUUUGCUAAAGCUGCCUCUUUGCCUAAUAAAUGCUUUGGUGAAAUCAC
This is a messenger RNA of Artibeus jamaicensis (Jamaican fruit-eating bat), 1579 nucleotides long. RefSeq names its product T-cell surface glycoprotein CD3 zeta chain. Gene Ontology annotation, cellular component: membrane. Gene Ontology annotation, molecular function: transmembrane signaling receptor activity. The record is from RefSeq and is a predicted model, not a curated record. Lineage: Eukaryota; Metazoa; Chordata; Mammalia; Chiroptera; Phyllostomidae. The transcript has 8 exons. Bases 158 to 664 code for a protein of 168 amino acids. Gene Ontology annotation, biological process: cell surface receptor signaling pathway.